Aphanomyces astaci is the source of this 369-nucleotide messenger RNA. RefSeq lists its product as hypothetical. Lineage: Eukaryota; Oomycota; Saprolegniomycetes; Saprolegniales; Verrucalvaceae. The record is from RefSeq and is a predicted model, not a curated record. The coding region runs from base 1 to 369 and encodes 122 amino acids. The transcript has 2 exons.
AUGAGAUUCACGAUCGAGCCUUUCCCAUUUUACCCGUCGGACCUCGUCGUCAUCAUUUUCGCCCUUCCUUUCCGUCGUCAACGGAAACACCGACGGGGGGGGAGCCCCAGACCAGUGCCACCCGAGCCCCUCGUCGUCGGGCCUGUGUCUGUCCAGGAUGCACCCGUCGAGCGCGCCACCGCCAAUAUUGCAAUCCCCAUGGCACCUCUCCAGCUUGCAACCUGCCAGACUGCCCCAACGAUGCCCAAGACUGCGACCAUUGCCUUUCCCACGGCGGUAGAAAGUGCUCUUGCGCGGAAUCCAACGACGCCCAAUCCCAAGGCAUUUGCAAGGCCCAUGGUGGCGGCGCUUACACGAGGCCUCGUGUAA